UAACAACGCAAAAACAGCAUUUGCAAUCAAAUUCGUGUAUCCCCACGCGUGCCAACCUGCGGACUUUGGCACUGGGCAUCGGCUUGCUUUCUGCUGUUUCGCUUGAGGAAGCGGCUUGGGCGCCAAGAAAGUGCACCAAGUGGUUUGGUCUUAUCUUACUUGAAGUGAUUUUCCGGGCGUAUAGCUCAUAGGUAGCAGGUUGCAGGCCGAUGCGUUCUCAAGCGACGGGACGCAGCACAAGUCUGCAGUGCCGUCGCUCAUCACGGGUAACGCCACCACUCCAGCGGGGCUGCUCCCGAAUCCGGCCCCAGAUCUUGGACCCAGCUCCGCUCACCUUUGGUGAUAACGCCGUGGCAUCACGACCGUCACGACACGCCGAUCACGCUUCCCGCAGUCGCGUUGUCGCCAUGUCCUUUUUAAGCGAAGCCUUCAAGGGUGCAAAAGCUGACAUAGACAGCGCGGGCAACGCGUUCCUGCCUCGCUUGGCUCGCACCCUCCGUGUGGCUCGCAUCCUGGGAGCCGAGCUCGCUGCCAUUGUAGCGCUAGCACCGUACGGAGCGUACGCCAUGUCCGUUUACAGGCGCCUGCCGUCUUUGGCACCAAUGCCGGCGCCACAAACCCCACCCGCGGACCCCGGCUCGCCUUCCCCUCCUCCAGCCCCGGCAAACCAGCCCAACCAAGCACCAGCAGCAGCAACAGAGACAGCCUCAGCCCCCCAGCAGCAGCAACAGCAGCAGCCGCUGCCGCCGCCGCAACAGCUGCAACCAGACUUCACUGCCGUACUCCGAAACCUGCCGCCAGGUCGCGACGGUGUUGCCGUACAUCGUCAAGUGUCGUACGGCCCUGCUCCACGCAACACCCUUGACAUCUACGUACCGCUACUGCCUCCGCCGCCGCCGCCACCGCUUCCACAACAGCCACCGCAGCAGCCAUUGCAACAAGCAGCUCAGCAACCGCAGCAACUGCUACCGGUCGUAUUCUUCGUACAUGGCGGCGUAUGGGCUAGCGGCGAGACGUGGCAGUAUGCGCCCAUGGCUACCCGUCUAGCGCAGGCGGGGAUGGUGGUGGUGGUGCCCACAUACACACUUUACCCGGAGGCUUUGGCGGGCACCAUGGUGGAGGAGGUAAGCGCCGCGCUGACCUGGACAUUCGACAAUGUACGGAGGUACGGCGGCGACCCAGAUCGCAUCACCGCCUCGGGGCACUCUGCGGGCGGGCACCUGGUGGCAUGGGCGCUGCUGCGGCGUGCUGCGGAGACGGCCGCCGACCGAUCCGGUAUAUCCGCCCGCACCGCUGCAUCAUCAUCAUCAGCAGCAGCAGCAGCAGCGGCGACGGCGGCCCAGUCGGGUUCCCUCGCCGCCUCGCACCCGCACCCCCACCCACACCACCAGCACCCGCACCACCAGCACCAGCACCAGGAGGAGCCACAUCAGCCCCCGCAGGGCUCCGCGGCUCAUGCAGGAGACCGGCUGGAGACGGCUGCCUACCUGCUGGGCGGGGCAGGGCCCUCCCUGCCUGGAGCUCUGCAUGCGCUGAGGGCCGUGGCGGGUGCCCAGCUGCACCCCACACCGGGCGUGGAUAGCUCCUAUGAAGAGGAGGAAGUAGAAGGCAGGACGGCGGGAGGCCAGGGGCCGGAGCAGGACGGUGGUGGCGGGGAUGAUGGAAGCAGUGAGGGUGCGGCAGCAGCAGCGGCGGCAGCAGCGGCGCCGUCACAUGCGGAGGUGGACACACGCAUGCCACGAGUGUUUGUGGGAAUGUCGGCCGUGUACGACAUCGCGAAGCAUUACGAGUUUGAAAAGAGCCGUGCCGUACAUGAGCUGUCAAUGAUGAAACGCGCGGUGGGUGGACCCGCGGGUUUCGCCGCUGCCUCGCCUAGCGUUAUCCUUGCGAGGGCAGCAGCAGGAGCGGAGGCGGCGGAGGCGGCGGGGCCGUUGCACGGCAGCAGGAGCGGUAACGGCAACAGGGUCGAUCACCACCAUGCUUCCCCCUCCUCGUACUACACCUCUUUUGAGCUACUGGGGGACGCCAUCACUGCACGUGCGGGGCUAGCAGGAGCAGGCGGUUGGGGUGCCAGCAGUAACAAUGGCGAUAGUGGCAACGGCCGCGGCGGCGACGGGUGUCCCCAGGGCAUGGGAGAUUUCAGCUUGGCGGCAGCCCGAAGACUGCCUCCGUUUGUGGUGAUGGGCAGUUGCGCAGACCAUAUGGUGCCCUGGCAUGAGGGCGCAGAGCUUGUGGAUCAGCUGAGGAGGUGUUCCGUACCUGUACGGCAUCUGCUGUACAACCACAUCGGUCACGGCGACUUUGUCAUGCCGUGGCGACCCAUGGACCUUCGAGAGCGGCAAGCGCAGCUGGACUCCGCUGCUUCUGGUAGCGUUACCGGUAUCGAAAGAAGCCGAGACGUAGAGGCAAACACAACCAGCAGUAACGCCAACGGUAAUAACGGUAACGACCCGGGCAUGGAGGACCUCCUGCCAUGUGCGAGAGACUUCCUGCUCAUUGCCAUGGGCCGAGUUCAACCCGUACAAGACACAAACAGGGGCCAUGUGGGUCGAGGAUUGUUGCCAUCAGGGAUGAUAGCAGCAGGGGCAGGAGAGCAGCAGGGGGCAACCGGGGGGGUUGCAGGAGACGGGGAUGGAGCGGGGUUGGGUCAGGCUGAUGCGUCGUUGGCAGCUCGUUCAAGGCUGUGAACCGAUGUUGCAUGACGGGGGCUAAGAGGGGUCACAGAAGGGCUGGGACAGUUGUAUGUGCCACUUGUGCCCGUGAAUUCACAGGCAAAUAUUUUAAACAUGCAUGGAAGCCUAGGAGAGAUGGGAGGGAUGGAAGCCCGCCGGAUGAAGAGCCCGGAAGAAAUUGGGCUGUGCUAGGAAUCGUUGGCACUUCCAUUGUUGGUCG
This is a messenger RNA of Astrephomene gubernaculifera, 2892 nucleotides long. The record is from the annotation of a GenBank genome assembly. Lineage: Eukaryota; Viridiplantae; Chlorophyta; Chlorophyceae; Chlamydomonadales; Astrephomenaceae.